Molecule: messenger RNA, 756 nt
Organism: Leptosia nina
Lineage: Eukaryota; Metazoa; Arthropoda; Insecta; Lepidoptera; Pieridae
Source: the annotation of a GenBank genome assembly
AUGCACCUUACUAGUCUGAAUCAGUCCAAUCAAUUGUUAGUACCAGACAAUGCAGGUAACCCAUCUAGAUCCAUCGAGAUGCUUAGAACAGUUGUGACAGCCUCCGGGCUUGUGGCUUUUGUGCCAACUGUGAGUGCUGCAACUCCCACUGAAGAGCCUAGCAGACCGCCACUAAUGAAACCAUCAGAACUUCCCAUAUAUGAGGCUCCGCAUGCUGAAUAUGGCGAUCACUUGGAGUCUAAAUCGAAAGAGAACAAAAGCAGCUAUUUGAGAUCAAUAUUAAUGCCUCCUGUGACUGCAGCUAGAGAGGUAGUUGAGACUGGUCUGGCUCAUUCCACAUCUUUUAAACAUAGAAUCACUGACAACUAUCAAGAAGCUAUUGAUAGGACUGAUUGGAUUAUUCAGUAUCUCAGGGAAGAAGAGAAUAAGCAGACUAGAUAUGGAGCUGUAGCUAUGGGAGGUCUCACUGGCUUCAUCUUUGGCUUAAGAGGAGGACUAAUUCGUAGAAUAUUCUAUUCUUCGUUGGGGACUACAGCAAUGGGAUAUGUUUGCUUUCCAGAAGAAACUAAACAAAUUAUGAGUGAGAAUGGAGUUCUAGCUAAGCAGUACAUAAACAUUGCGUAUAAUUUCUUAUAUGGGGUAAAACCAGGGGACCCACAGUUAGAAGUGAAACUUCCAGAGUUGUCUUUUCCCAAAGACCUAUCUGAGUUUGUUGACAUGACCAAGAGAAAGGAAACUAGAAUUACUUCUCGAUGA